This is a messenger RNA of Gamsiella multidivaricata, 486 nucleotides long. RefSeq lists its product as uncharacterized. Bases 86 to 274 code for a protein of 62 amino acids. The transcript has 2 exons. NCBI's taxonomy places the organism in Eukaryota, Fungi, Mortierellomycota, Mortierellomycetes, Mortierellales, Mortierellaceae. The record is from RefSeq and is a predicted model, not a curated record.
GCGCCUCCUCCCCAUUACCUGUAUCGCGUUCCUCGGUGUCUUGGAGGACUAUCCAUUUAUUUACUCUGACCGUGACGAAUGAAGGAUGGCCUAUGGACUAUCAUGCAAAGCGUUCAUACGUGCUUGCUGUACGUCGGGGUCUUCUAAUCCUAUAUCGCACCCACCUACCUUAUACUGGAAUCACUCUUUCGUCUUCGUCUCCUUUCUUGAUUCCUUUUAUCUUUCACCUGAGAGUGCUACAUGCUGUCCGAAAAUGGUGAAUGAAUUAGUGUAGCAAAAAACAACAUCAACGCAAUAGCCAAGGUGCGGAUUUAAUCCCCCACAACAUGUUGUUUCUUGAUUGCUUUCUCUCGUCUGAUGCUUUUUUAGUGAUUUCCUCUGUCUUGGGCUUUUUACCUUUACAUGAGACGGGACGCGCGCGCUUUUUUUUUUCUAACGUUAAAAGCUUGCGCUAGCAAAAGAUGCCCACCGUUGCUGGGACUUUUU